Molecule: messenger RNA, 1780 nt
Organism: Thamnophis elegans (Western terrestrial garter snake)
Lineage: Eukaryota; Metazoa; Chordata; Lepidosauria; Squamata; Natricidae
Gene: SUMF2
Product: sulfatase modifying factor 2
Exons: 9
Coding region: 616-1581 (321 amino acids)
Cellular component (GO): endoplasmic reticulum
Source: RefSeq, a predicted model, not a curated record
AGACUGAAUCCUUCAUAACUGGCUACCAACACUUAAACGCUGACGGCUGGCCUUCAGAAAUACCUACUGGUCUGUAAUCCUCUUUCAAAAGGAAAAAAACCCAAAUGUAUAUAUUAAUGAAAUUCAUGUUGCAAAAAGCUGGCUAACGAUUAAGGCAGCUUUAACUCGAGACGAGGUCUUAGUUGAGGCACACAAAAUUAUGCUGUUUGCUCCGUUUUGAAUUGAGUCAAGUGGCUUCUUCCAACUGGUUAAUCAAACGAGAACCUUUAAUGAAAGUUUUCUUUAAAACAUAAUAUUCAUAUAAUAAAACAAAUAUCCCUUCGGAGACAAAAGAUUCCAACAGCUAUAAAUCCCAAAAUAAAGAGUUUUCCUCCGAGUUUAAGACCAGCAACUAUUUCGCAUAAAAAAGAGGGAGAGGAGUCCUCUCCCCCCCACCCAAAAAAUAUAGAAAAUCCGACGCGAAGCCAACCCGCCCCGUUUGCUAAACGAAGGAAGUUCGCAGCUGCAGGACACGUGUGUGUCUCUCCCGUCGACCCCGGAAGCAAUCGCCCUGGCCAGCUGCUUCGCUGCAAACUGGUGCCAAGGGGGCGAAGGGGUCGCCCUGUCCCCGUGUCAAUGUUCUUCUCCCCCACUUUGCUGGCGAGUGUCUUGCCCGUCCUGUUGUCUCCCUGGGCGGUGACCGGGAGCCGUUCGGAGCGCCCCGCUUUCGGGAAAGAUGAAGGUACAGUACAGCUGCCUGGUGGGAAAUUGGAAAUUAAAACCAACCUAUUGGAUGGUAAAAAUGAAGGCAGAUCCUUCAGGACAAUCAAACCAUUUGUUAUGGACAAGUAUCCGGUCACCAACAAAGACUUCAGGGUAUUUGUGAAGGACCAGAAAUACAAAACGGAAGCUGAGAAAUUCGACUGGAGUUUCGUCUUUGAGAAUUUUGUCCCAGAAGAGCUUAAAAAGAAAGUGACGCAAAAACUGGAGUCUGCACCAUGGUGGCUUCCUAUUGAGAAAGCAUUUUGGAGACAGCCUUCAGGUCCUGGAUCCAGCAUCAAAGACAGGCUAGACUAUCCAGUAUUGCAUGUGAGCUGGAAUGAUGCUCAGGCUUUUUGCAAAUGGAAAGGGAAGAGGCUACCAACAGAAGAGGAGUGGGAGUUCGCUGCUAGGGGAGGCCUGGAGAACAGAUUGUAUCCUUGGGGAAACAAAUUCUUAGCCAACCGCACAAACCUCUGGCAGGGUAACUUCCCCAAAGUCGACACAGCUGAAGAUGGCUUCCGCGGAGCAUCCCCAGUGGCAGCCUUCCCUCCUCAGAAUAACUAUGGCUUAUACGAUUUGCUAGGAAAUACUUGGGAAUGGACAUCCUCAGAGUAUCGUCCAGAUGGUCCUGCAUCCCGCCAGCCGGGCCAAAAGAUGCAUGUCCUGCGAGGAGCAUCCUGGAUUGAUACAGUGGACGGCUCUGCCAAUCACAAAGCUCAGGUUACAACCAGGAUGGGGAACACUCCUGAUUCUUCUUCAGACAACUUGAGUUUCCGAUGUGCCACCAGCCUCGUCAAGCAGCCAGCGCAGGAAGCUGUCGGCAAAAAGGCUGAACUCUGAAGCCAACAUUAAGCUCCUCUAAAAAGACCCAGAUCUUUUCUCCUGUGGAGAUGGGUCAGCCUGCAUCCUUGUUGGCCAGACUUUGGGUUUGUUUUUUUUUGAUGAUUUUGAUAAAGGGCAAUGUUAAUGCUUGAAAGCUAAAAAUGGACAAAACUUUUCUACUGGUUGUAAUUGCAAUACAGAUACUCAUUGUUUGAUA